GAGGCAUAGGCAACCGCUAAAUAGUUAUUGAAAUGAAACUGACUGACCGAGUUGACAAAUAUGCCACAAUUUUAGUUUUUUAGAUUUUAAAUAUAAUAUAUUAUUAUUAUUAUUAGGCUAUUUCCAUAAAAUCAGGAGCUAUGGCUCAACUUGGUGAAUGGAGUUUCAAACCGAAGAAGGUGGAAGUGGAAUUGGAGGAUGAUUUUUAUUUUGAUUAUGAUGCGGAAGAAAUAUCUGAUUAUCAAGACCCCAAUGAACUUUUAGCUGCUUUGAAACAAAAGGAGGAAGAAGUCCUUUUGGCGGCCCAGUUGGGAAAUGCAUUGCUUUUGGAAAAUCGUCAGUUGAAGGAACAGAGCAACAAACUUAAUGAACAGUAUGCAGACAAACUUGAGGAGCUGGAGCAGGGCAGGCAUGAUCUGCGGGUGAAGCUGGAGGGGUGCCAGUCUGGGUGGGUGAGCCAGGUAGGGGACCUGGAGAGAGACGUGAGGGAUCUGAGUGGCCAGGUGGACAGGCUGACCCAGGCCCUGACCGACGCAGAGAUGGACAAGACCAGGUUCCAGGAGGAACACAGAGAACACACCCAGCGCCUUAGAGAACAGCUCAGCACCGCGAUGGAGGUGGAGAGGGCGAUGACCAGUGAGCUGCAUACCCUGAAACUGGAGCUCCGACAGAAAGGCCACCACAACAGACCACAGGACGAGGAGCUGCUCAGUGCCAUGAGGGAGCAGGUGGAGCGUCUGUCCCAGAAGGAGCAGGCUCUGGAGGAGCGGCUGGAGUGUGUGUGUCAGGAGAAUGCAGAUCUACGGGACAGCCUGGCCUCCCUACACACACACUUAGCUCUACAGGACCAACACAACCAGCAGCAGAGCCAACAGCUGGCGGAGGCAUGGCAGGAGGCUGCAGCUGCGAGGGGGCGUUCCCAGAAGCUUCAGGUCCAGGUGGAGGAGCUGCAGGAGGAGGUCUCCCUGCAGGACAGGAGUAGCCAUGGAAAAACAUCCCUACUGUCUGAGCUGGAGACCAGUCUGGACACCAUGGGCCUGGGCCAUAACCGAGAACAGAUGACCCAGGAGGUUCUGUCCAUCCUGGAGCUGCUGCGACCCUUGACCCGGGUAGUGAAGACUCCAGAGAGGUCAGAGUUUAUAGGUCAGGAGGAAGGAGACCUGCAGGCCAUGCUGCUGCAGUUAAAGGGUGUGGCUCAGAAACUGGCCAACCACACCCACAUCCCUCAGCUCCAGGAGGAGAAUGCUGAGCUGAGGCUAAGGCUGGGAAACAGACAGGAGGAAGAAGAGAUGGCCCAACAGGCCAUCAGAGACAGAGAUGAAGCCAUAGCUAAAAAGAACCUGAUGGAGGCAGAGCUGGUGAAGAGUAAGAACGACAUGAUGUGUCUGAACAACCAGCUGCUGGAGGCUAUCCAACGCAAGCUGGAGCUGUCUCAGGAGCUAGAGGCCUGGCAGGACGACAUCCAGAUCAUCAUCAACCAGCAGCUGAGGACCCAGCAGCAGUCGGAGCAGGUCCAGAAGAAGCCUGCCUCCAACCCCAUGUCCUUCUGGAGGAGACCCAGCACAGCUUCCUCCACCAGGCCCCACCAGCCUUCCUCCUCCCCCGCUUCCUGGACCUCUGAGGCUGGGCAAGAGAAGCCCCAGUCCCCCUGGAGAGACUGGCUUCGACGGGGAAAGGUGACACAGCCUGGCAAAUAGUAACCUGGUAUGUCUUUUGCUUCACCAUGGAGGACUGGCACGUAGCACAGAAAUGUCUUGAUCAGCUGGCCAUUGAAGAAGGCGAGUCGAGUCAUCAAGGCAAGAACAAGCUGGUGGAACUAACACUACUGAGUGGAACUAUCAGUCUUGGUAGAUGGAGUACCAAGCAGAACAGGACAGGCCGAACACUCAGUAACGUUAUGUAGUAGACUUCAGUAGAGUAUUAGGAUUCAAGACCAUGGUGUGUUGGAAACAAGGACUAGAUAAGAGCCCUAAUGGACAAAGAGUUAUCAAAAAGUAGACAGUAGUUUCCCCACUGUCACUGAGAAGAACCUAAGAACAUAAAAAGCAUGUUAGUGGUUAAAGACUCUAGCAUGGUAACUACUAGCAUGGCCAGAGAGUCACACACUAGCAUGGUGAGAGUCACGACAAGGAAAGAUGCUUAGAGGAUGUGCCGUCUUCUGCCUUAUAAUGAAGUCGUUGAUGCCUGAGAUUGUACAUGUAUGUGUGAAUGUCAAUGUUUGAAAGAAUACUGACAGUAUUUGCUCAGACUAAUUAUUUAAUCCAACCUUUAUAUAGGUAAUGUACAGACAGACUGAAGGGAAAUGAAGUUGAUAGAGUGACUGGACUCCGUUCAUAACACAUAAUGAAGUUAUUAUUCACCUAUAAUCAUGUUGUAAAUAUUUAGGUAUUUACAAAACACAGUUGAUACCAGAUCUAAGUGGUAUUCCACUCACUACAGUCUUUUCAAAAGAUGUAAUAAGAUUAAAUGUUGCCUGCUAUCUAUGCAAAAUGUUUGCCAUUAUGUAUUCAGAGAAAACAGCCCUUAGUAGAAAAUAACUAAAUAUACAAUAGGUGCUCAUAAAUAAACCAAUGAUAUACAGAAUGUCAUGAGUUCUCAUGUGAAAUGUUGUGGGAUCUAGAUACAUUAUGAUAUAUGUCCAAAAUGCAUUUCAUGCAUUGUAUUCUUACCUUAUGUGCCUUAGUUUUUGCCACACUACUGAAGGGGACAUUUUGGGGGAAGGGUGCAAUAUAGAUAAACUCAUAUAAGGUAUUUUGAUCACAGUACCAGAACAAUCUUUUAUUUUAUUUUUUACAAUCUAAUGGACAGAAUUCAUGCAAUAUGUUGUCAAUACAUGAUGUAAGUUCUGUCCUGUUGUUCAUUGACAUUUUCUACUUGUUUAUUUUCAAUUUGGUUUUUAUUGACAAUCAGAAUGUCCUCAGAUUAUUUGAUUAAGUGAAAAACACAGAACAAUGUUGACUGAAUGACUGAAAAAGUCUAGUACUUGCAACUGUUAUUACAGAAGAAAUAAUGCAAAAAUCUAGAUUCAUAUUACUUAUUGUUGUAAUAUAUGAAUGUUAUCAAAGUGCAUGCAUGCUGUUGUGUAUCAUAAUGUAUGUAGUCUAUGUAUUCUGUAUGUAGAUGGUGUUUAUGUAUUAGUGAACACGGAAUGUCCUUUACACUGAAAAUAGUCAUUUUUCAUACAGUACUUGAUAUGCUAUGGCCUUUGAUUGAUAGUUCGCAUGGACUGCAUAAAAGACUAUGUUGCGUACAUCACAUAGGCCUACAGGAUACAGCUGGUUAUCCACAUUUACCCCAUAUACUGUAGAUGCAUCUGCACCUUGAAAAACCACUACAUUGUUUCAGGUCAAACUUGAAAGGUCAAGAAGACAUUUUAAAAUGAGUAAUAUUGUAACAAAUGAGAUUUCCUCAAAACUAUAUCUGCUCUAUGUAAGAAAUGUACUGUAGUAGUAUUCACAUUUGGAGGGAUUUAUUUCAUUGGCACUGCACACAGGUAAGGCCCACCUGCCUAAAUAUUCUGAAAUAACUGUACUUUUUUGGAAAUGGGCAUGGUCUAUUUGACUCAACAACCAAAAACACAUAUCUAAGUUUAACUUUAUUGAUGAACCGGGCUGCUUAUCAAAGUUAGCUGGCUAACGCAUUGAUCCUGCUUUGUAGUAUACCCCUCUGGCCAGGCUCAUAAUAAGGGUGUGUAUUACGCUUGGUUUACAUCCAUCUGGCAGUGCCAAACAACCUAGAUCUUCUUCUGAUGGAUGUUGGUUAUAAUACCAAUACGUCUUGUUCUGUUCUUACACCACCACUGAUCCUUAAAACAGCUGUCAUAUUGUUCACAGUUUCACCAGAGAUAGUCUGGGUCUGGAAAUCUGUUCAAUGGUCAUUUCAAUUCUUGAUAUUUACCUAUUGAUUCUUGAAGAAAAUAACUUAGAAAUGCGUUAUGAGCUUAGCACAUCUGUCUUUAUCACAACCUAAAGAAUUUGAGAGGGGUUAAACAUUUCCCCAGCACCAUCCCUCAGCUGUAUACCAAAACAAGUGGCGGGGAUAUGGUUGGGUUGUUUUUCGAAACGCCGACUAUAGGUUAAAUGUUCUGGUAUGCAGCUAAUGGGGUGUCUCUCUCACAUUAAUGAGGUGUUUAGACAGGAAUAGCAUAGGCAGUAAACUUCUGGCCGUGUUUUGGAGUGGGAUAAAAGAAUGAAAGCAAAUAUGGCCGGUGUUGUUGGGCUUCAGUCUCAGGCCUUGUUUGCUAUUUUCAUAGAUUAAGUCAGUUGGAAGACGGAACACAGGAAUGUUGGGAGGUUAAUGACAACAAGAAAAACACUGAUAUGGGGCCCCGUGUAGCUCAGUUGAUAGAGCAUGGCGCUUGCAACGCCAGGGUUGUGGGUUUGUUUCCCACGGGG
Messenger RNA from Coregonus clupeaformis (lake whitefish), 4394 nucleotides. RefSeq names its product BICD family-like cargo adapter 1. The record is from RefSeq and is a predicted model, not a curated record. NCBI's taxonomy places the organism in Eukaryota, Metazoa, Chordata, Actinopteri, Salmoniformes, Salmonidae. Bases 141 to 1697 code for a protein of 518 amino acids. The transcript is spliced from 9 exons. Gene Ontology annotation, biological process: Golgi to secretory granule transport; vesicle transport along microtubule.